Helicoverpa zea (corn earworm) is the source of this 1158-nucleotide messenger RNA. RefSeq names its product CBY1-interacting BAR domain-containing protein 1 (gene Fam92). NCBI's taxonomy places the organism in Eukaryota, Metazoa, Arthropoda, Insecta, Lepidoptera, Noctuidae. The record is from RefSeq and is a predicted model, not a curated record. Bases 57 to 1055 code for a protein of 332 amino acids. The transcript is spliced from 8 exons. Gene Ontology annotation, biological process: cilium assembly. Gene Ontology annotation, cellular component: ciliary transition zone; ciliary basal body.
AACAAACAAUCUGAUGAUUACUAUAAAAUAAAAGUGGUUGAGAUAGAAUAAUAAUUAUGUUUAGAGGUGAUAAUCCACAUUCUUUAAGCUAUGAGCAACAAGCUAAAUUUAUUCAGGAUCGAAUCACAAACGUUGAGAAGAAUUUCGGGGAACUAUGUGUUGCAUUUGGUGAUUAUACUCGGAAAACGGCAAGAUUACGGGAUAUGGGAGAUGAACUAAUUAAAGUUAUAAAGGAUUACGCCAACAAUGAAAUCGUUAACAAGUCCCUUAGUAGCGGCUUGGAAAAUCUGUCUACUACAUUAACUGCCAUUGAAGAAUAUCGGAACUGCGAAGUACAGCGUUUGGAAGCAAAGGUAAUAGGUGAGCUGUGCCAAUAUGAAACAAUUUGUAAACAUGCCAGGGAGGAGCUGAAGCACACAAUGAACGUUCGUGAAAAGGAACUGGCACGCAAGAAAGUACUCGACAAAGCGAGGGAGAGACAGCCUUUUAACAGACAGCAAGUUACGUAUGCUGAAUCAGAAUUACUGAAAGCUUCAGCAGAAAUGUCUCGUACUGCAAAAGGCUUGAGUGAACAAACUGAGUUCUUCGAGCGUCGCAAGCUUCAGCAGCUGAAGACUCUUUUAUCAGAUUUCGUCAUGAUUGAAAUGAGUUUCCAUGCAAAGGCAGUGGAGCUACUGACUGUUGCGUAUCAACAAAUCAGUGACAUCAAUGAUAAGGCCGAUCUGGAACGCUUGACUACAGGUCUUUCAGAUAACGAGGACCCAAUGAAUUUCAGAAGGAAGCUACGAUCGCCGGAGAAACAAGCAAACCCUGGAAUGACAGCAAGGUCUUCCUCACUGGCGUCUCUUAUGAACCUUCACUCCCCUUCGAAUGAUGAAGACUCCGUGAAUGCGCGAAAGUUGAAGUCUCCUGAAAAGUACGGUAAUUCGGACUUGGCCAGAUCCAGCUCUUUAGCAGCACUCAUGAAUAACUCGCCGACGAAACAAGAAGACGAAACAUCUGAAUCUGAGGAAACUGAGGAUGAAAGUUCUUCUGAAGAGACUGAAUCGCGCUAAUAUGUGUGAUGGAAGAUUUUGACUAGGUUUUACUUAAGAAAAAUACAAUAAGAAUGUUGUUUUAGCGUAUGUACACUUCAAAAUAAUACACUUUCUAAAUCGA